AUGCGUUUCUUGACUCUCGCCGCGCCUGUCAUGGCCCUCCUCGCUGCCACUGCCUCUGCUGGUCUUAUUAAGCGUGAUGCAACCUCCGACGCCCUUCUCGCGAGCCUCAAGGACCUCACACAGCGAACUCAAAAGCUCACGCCUGUCGUCGCUGCUAUUCAGUCCCCCGUGGGCGGUCUCCUCAAGAGACAAACAAAUCCCUUCCAGCCUGUCAUCGAUGGCUUCCAAGACUUCGACAAGAAGGCACAAGCCGAUAUCGAAGCUAUGCCUCAGACUGGAGCUCCCAUCUCUGGGGAGGCUGCUCAGAAGGAAGUUUGCACAGCCUUCACUGCUUUUGUUGCCGCUCAUCAAGAGACGCUCAAAUACGUUAUCGGCAAGUCUGGUCUUCUUGAGGGUAUUUUCCUGGGACCCGUUGCCGCCGUGCUACGUCAACAUGAGAACGUCCUCGAUACAUUCGCUUUUGGUUUGAUUGACGUCGUGGACAGCUGUCAACAAGACGCUACUCAGAAGAAGAGCAGCUUGGACGACACUCUUGGAAAGGCCAUCUGCGCCUACACACCUGCAGGCACACUGGGUCUCAAUCUGUUCUGUUAG
Molecule: messenger RNA, 594 nt
Organism: Aureobasidium pullulans EXF-150
Lineage: Eukaryota; Fungi; Ascomycota; Dothideomycetes; Dothideales; Saccotheciaceae
Exons: 3
Coding region: 1-594 (197 amino acids)
Source: RefSeq, a predicted model, not a curated record